This is a messenger RNA of Mesitornis unicolor (brown roatelo), 1464 nucleotides long. It is a transcript of the gene APCDD1L, whose product is annotated as adenomatosis polyposis coli down-regulated 1-like. The record is from RefSeq and is a predicted model, not a curated record. Gene Ontology annotation, biological process: negative regulation of Wnt signaling pathway. NCBI's taxonomy places the organism in Eukaryota, Metazoa, Chordata, Aves, Mesitornithiformes, Mesitornithidae. Gene Ontology annotation, cellular component: plasma membrane. Gene Ontology annotation, molecular function: Wnt-protein binding.
AUGGAUGGGCACCAGCCGUGGGAGGUGCCCAUGAUGCUGCUCUCACCCACGCUUGGCGCUCUCCUCCCACACCACAGGCCCCUCGGGGAGGGUUUUCACCCUGCAGCCCCCUGGUCGAGCACCGGGCGGCUCAGGACUGCCUUCCUCUCCAGGUGCGAGGUGCGGCCGGGACCUGAGUUCCUCACCCGAUCCUAUCUCUUCUGCUUCAAGGCUUACCAGUUCUACUACUGGGACCCCUCCUGCCACGACCCCUCCUACUCGCUGGUCAUCAAGGGCAAGCUCCGGCUGCGCCAGGCCUCCUGGAUCACUCUUGGGGCCACCGAGGCCGACUACCACCUCCACAAAGUCGGCAUCGUUUUCCACAGCCAGAAAGCUAUGCAGGAGGUGGCCUCCCGGAUCAACCACACUUCCGGCAAGGGCUGCAGUGGAUUCCUGUCCCCGGGUCGCGCCUGGGCUCCCAGAGCCCUCUAUGAACUGCUGAGCGCCAAGACGGAGCGUGACUGCACCGCCACCUUGGGCUUCGCCAUGCAUGAGCUCAGCCUGGUGCGUGUGGAGCGGCAUUACCAGCCCCUGGUGCAGCCGCAGCAGAGCGGGAGCCGGCUGGUGGAGGAGCUGUACCUCGGGGACAUUCACACGGAGUGGGCCGAGAGGCUCCACUACCGACCCACCGGUUAUCAGCGACCGAUGCAGAGCGCCGUGCACCACGAGCAUCCUUGCCCGGCCUGCGGGGUUAUAUACAGAGCUGACGAACACCACCCGCCCAUCCUGCCCCUCAGAGCUCAGCUCCCAAUGCAGCUCAGCGGCAGCUGGGUGAGCACCCACUGCGAGGUCCGACCCGCCGUGCUUUUCCUGACCAGGUACUUCAUAUUCCACGGGAACAACCAUACCUGGGAGGGUCACUACUAUCACUACUCCGACCCCCUCUGCAAACAGCCGACUUUCACCAUCUACGCAUCCGGGCAUUACACCCAAGGCAUCCCCUCCUCCAAAGUGAGAGGUGGCACAGAGCUGGCUUUUAAAGUCACGCAGGCUCGGGUGACAGCGAUGGACCAGGUGACAGUGAUGAUGCUGAACUCCUCAGAGCCUGGAAGCUGCGGGCUGACGAGCUCCUGGCGUGCUGGGGUGGAGCAGGAUAUAACGCCCACAAAUGGAUGUCUGGCUUUGGGCAUCAAGCUGCCCCACACCGAGUAUGAACUUUUCAAAACGGAGCAAGACACGAAAGACCACAGCCUGCUGUACAUUGGCGAAAGGCCCACAGAUGGAUCCAGUCCCGACAGCCCAGACAAGCGGCCCACAUCCUAUCAGGCACCUCUGAUACAGUGUGCUGGAGCAUCAGAGGAAUUUUCUAACUAUGUUAGUCUAAAAUACGUGGGGAAAAAGAAUGCUAAUGGGAACGAAGCACUAAAACCUUUGCCUGUGGCCUUUUUACUGUUUGUAGCACUUCUGUUUUUAAGAUGGGACUAG